GGCGGACACAAUGAGCCGGCGUCUCGCCGGUUGCCCCUGAGGCGGCUGAGGACGAACAGUCAGCUAGGCCCCACAGUCAAGGCAGAAGAGCGUCGCCCAAGCAGGAGGAAGAGGAGGAGGCGACCCAACUGUCGGCCGCCCUCCCGCCGGCCCGGCGCCUGCCCCGCUCGGGUUGGCCCCUCGGCAGCCCGCCCGCUCGCUCGCCGCCGGGCCCCGCCCCGGCCCUGCGUCGCCGCUGCCUCCAGCAGCCGCCGCCAUGAAGCUGACCGACAGCGUGCUGCGGAGCUUCCGCGUCGCCAAGGUGUUCCGCGAGAACUCGGACAAGAUUAACUGCUUCGAUUUCAGCCCUAACGGCGAGACGGUUAUCUCGAGCAGCGACGACGACUCCAUCGUGCUCUAUGACUGCCAGGAGGGCAAACCAAAGAGAACCUUGUACAGUAAGAAAUAUGGUGUGGACCUCAUCAGAUACACUCAUGCAGCAAACACAGUUGUUUACAGCUCUAACAAAAUAGACGAUACUAUUCGUUACCUGUCCUUGCAUGACAACAAAUACAUCAGAUACUUUCCUGGACAUAGCAAAAGGGUGGUGGCCUUGUCCAUGUCACCUGUGGAUGACACUUUCAUUUCUGGGUCUCUUGAUAAGACCAUUCGACUCUGGGAUCUCCGGUCUCCUAACUGCCAGGGCCUCAUGCAUCUUCAGGGCAAGCCAGUUUGUUCUUUUGAUCCAGAAGGGUUAAUUUUUGCUGCAGGUGUCAACUCUGAAAUGGUCAAACUUUAUGACCUUCGUUCUUUUGAUAAGGGGCCAUUUGCAACCUUUAAGAUGCAGUAUGAUCGGACUUGUGAAUGGACAGGACUUAAGUUCAGCAAUGAUGGCAAACUCAUCCUCAUCUCCACCAAUGGCAGCUUCAUCCGUCUUAUCGAUGCAUUCAAGGGAGUGGUGAUGCAUACGUUUGGGGGUUAUGCCAACAGCAAAGCUGUCACACUGGAGGCUUCAUUUACUCCAGACUCUCAAUUUAUUAUGAUCGGUUCAGAGGAUGGCAAGAUCCAUGUUUGGAAUGGAGAGAGCGGUAUAAAAGUAGCUGUGUUAGAUGGUAAACAUACCGGCCCCAUUACCUGUUUGCAGUUCAACCCCAAGUUCAUGACCUUUGCCAGCGCAUGUUCCAACAUGGCCUUCUGGUUGCCCACCAUUGAUGACUGACCCUGAUGCUGCUCGGCUAUUUCUGUACAGUGAAGGCGGCCAGUAGGAGAAAACUCAGAGGGGACUGAGAUAAUAUAAUAGUGGGAUUGGAUCAUUUGACUGGGCUGGAGAACAUCCUUUCACAUGGCCUUCCCAUCGAUGUGCUGUACAUCUGCGCAAAAGAACAAAAUGACUUUGCUGAGCUUCUUCAAAAGGACUCUUGGUGCAGCAGACUCGGUUGGGACUUAGCUUUUCUAGCUGUCACUGCACCAAGCUCCUCCAGAGGAGUGACCAGACUCGCGAUUAGGGUAUAGUGGGGCUCUCAAGACACCUUCAAGUUUGAAUGUAUUUGCUGCUGAAGAGCCAGUGAAGUCGUCAGUUCUGCACAUCUCUUCUCCCACCCCCAUAAUGCAUGGGAAGCCACGGUCUUGGUUUUGGGAUGCUGGGGCAGCUCAGUGCCCCUUGCCCUCACCCUGCAUGUCUUGUUACUGGGUCUCCCUGUGUAAUUGUGGCAUUAUUCCACAGCCAUCAUGUUUCUUAGGUGCCAAACAUUUACAGAAAUAAGUCUUCACAUAUUUUGGGGUCAAAGAAAGGGACAGAUACAGAAGGACCUUGCUUGUCAGGAAGCUGUGCAGUUAGUUGUGUGAGGGUAGGUGUUCUGGGCAGGUCUUGGGCUCUAGGUACUAGGUGGGAAAAGGCCCAAGAGCCUGAAAGGGAGGAAGGGGGUAGCAGGUGAGUUCUGGUGCAGUACCCUGUAGUCAAGACAAACCCAUGGUCCUCCUGGAUGCCUACUGAGUUUGGUUUGUACAAAAGCAAGGUGGGAGUCUAUUUUUGUACAUGAGAUACAUCACGCUUUCCUGUGGGCCAGUAUUGUGAAGUGAGUCUGAGUUGUUUACACUGAUGCCUUCCCUGCCGACCACAAAUUGUGUACAUAGUCUCCAGAUGAUACCACCCCUCUCCUCAGCUCCCAACCAGGAGCUGGUUCUAGGCCUGUGUUAUAUGUUAUAUUUAGCCUUUUUAUAUAUGACCUUUGAUUUCUGUUGUUUGUAUUUUAGCAGUGUGUGCACCUGUGUUUAAAUAUAUCUGUGCAUACAUAUAUGCA
This is a messenger RNA of Propithecus coquereli (Coquerel's sifaka), 2279 nucleotides long. It is a transcript of the gene WDR82, whose product is annotated as WD repeat domain 82. Bases 257 to 1198 code for a protein of 313 amino acids. Gene Ontology annotation, molecular function: protein binding; chromatin binding. NCBI's taxonomy places the organism in Eukaryota, Metazoa, Chordata, Mammalia, Primates, Indriidae. The record is from RefSeq and is a predicted model, not a curated record. Gene Ontology annotation, cellular component: Set1C/COMPASS complex. The transcript has 9 exons.